Messenger RNA from Arachis duranensis, 713 nucleotides. Its product is annotated as autophagy-related protein 8f. Lineage: Eukaryota; Viridiplantae; Streptophyta; Magnoliopsida; Fabales; Fabaceae. Gene Ontology annotation, biological process: cellular response to nitrogen starvation. The record is from RefSeq and is a predicted model, not a curated record. The transcript is spliced from 5 exons. Bases 193 to 567 code for a protein of 124 amino acids.
CAAGAAACUAUACUGCGAGCUUAUCGUUGCAGCUUGCAAAAUGUAUAACAUAAAGCAAGGAAAGGGGCCAUAAAUAAAUAAUCCUCAUCACGCUAUCUGCGACUACUUGUAGUUGUGAUCAACACUCAACGGGCUUAUUCUAUCUCUUCUUCUUCUUCUCCUAAUUUCUAUCGUCUCCACCGUCCAGGAGGAAUGGCAAAGAGCUACUUCAAACAAGAGCAUGAUCUUGAGAAGAGAAGAGCAGAGGCCGCAAGGAUUAGGGAGAAAUACCCAGACAGGAUCCCGGUGAUUGUUGAAAAGGCCGAAAGAAGUGACAUCCCAAGCAUUGACAAGAAGAAGUACCUGGUCCCUGCUGACCUGACAGUGGGACAGUUUGUGUAUGUUAUCCGCAAAAGGAUUAAAUUAAGUGCUGAAAAGGCCAUCUUCAUUUUUGUGGACAAUGUACUUCCUCCCACAGGAGCAAUUAUGUCUGCUGUAUAUGAAGAGAAGAAGGAUGAAGAUGGCUUUCUUUAUGUAACAUACAGUGGCGAGAACACAUUUGGGGAUCUCACUUCCCACAUUCAUUAGCCAGUUCCUUAUAUAGAUGACUAUGAUUAAUGAUUUGUAUGAUGACUUCGUUACAAUUCUCAUAUCAGGAACCUUGAUUUAUAUCAAUGAUAUAUAUGUACAGUUUUUAUAUAUAAAAAUGAUAUAUUUAAAUUCUGAGAACCUAA